Molecule: messenger RNA, 675 nt
Organism: Paramecium primaurelia
Lineage: Eukaryota; Ciliophora; Oligohymenophorea; Peniculida; Parameciidae
Source: the annotation of a GenBank genome assembly
AUGGGUUCUGUUGAUCAGACAUAAUUUACAUUCAUUAAGAGACGCCACUUCUCAAAAAAGCGUAAAUAAGAAUCUAAACCACGAAAUUACACAUAUAUUACAUCUGAUGCCAAAAAAUUGUUUCUCUAGCUCUUUCUAUUUCAUAGCUACAAAAUCCAUGAUGUAAACAAUACCAAAUAAAUUAUUAUUUAGGCUGCUAACAAAGCUGGAAUCAAGUAUUCUUCUGCCAAAACUAUAUUAUUUGCACACCGUAAAUAAUACAAAUAAGAAUUGAUUAGAGAUAAAUUGGCUGCAGUAAAAUAUUCUUCGAAAUAUAGAAUUCUAUACAAACUAAGUGUUGUGGAUAUAAACUUAAAUAAUCUAAUUAAUCAGAUCCAAUAUAACUAAUAACUAGAGUUGGCAUGUGACACAACCAAUUUCAUGUUUGUAUAUAAAUAUAUAUGUGAAUAAAUUUAUUAAAUCAUAAUAAAAUUAAUUUUUAUCCGUUAAUUUAUGAAUAUAAGACAACCACUCCAAUCUUUUAACUCAAUUAAAACAUGUCAAGAGUAGUCCAAUAAAUCAAUAACUGAAAUCUAAACAUUCUUUAGGAAAUUGAUUGACUUUAAACUGAAAAUCUAAAACUUAAAAAUCAAAUAAAAUAACUUCCAUCUCUUACAAUCACUUUGGAUAUCAUGA